Ictalurus punctatus (channel catfish) is the source of this 3236-nucleotide messenger RNA. RefSeq names its product LHFPL tetraspan subfamily member 4a (gene lhfpl4a). Gene Ontology annotation, biological process: sensory perception of sound; gamma-aminobutyric acid receptor clustering. NCBI's taxonomy places the organism in Eukaryota, Metazoa, Chordata, Actinopteri, Siluriformes, Ictaluridae. Gene Ontology annotation, molecular function: GABA receptor binding. Gene Ontology annotation, cellular component: inhibitory synapse; plasma membrane; postsynaptic membrane. The transcript has 5 exons. Bases 912 to 1661 code for a protein of 249 amino acids. The record is from RefSeq and is a predicted model, not a curated record.
AUUUAAUACCAAAUAUCUUCUUACUAGGGUGACCAGUUUGACGCUGGACUUGUCAAAUUUCUGCAAUACCAAGAGAGUGCGCGCGCCGUCCCGGUGACUGUGAGCGCGCGCUGGAGAGACACAGGAGAAGGAGGAGGCAACGGGAAAACGGGGGGAUAGCUGUGUGUGGGGGGGAGGGAGCAUCACCGAAGCGGAUUUCUGGCAUCCUCUGUGUGUAUAUCGCGCCAUUCUUCGCUCACUCGAGUCGUUAUAUCUCGCGAGCGGAGGCGUCACCUUCGGUUUGUAGGUCGUUAUCGUCGUUGUGUGAGCGUGAGAAUGAGCGACGCCUGGCACGAGCGCUGCCGUGCAGUGUAAACCUGCCCAGCCUCAAUCACCGCAUCUCGACAGAGCUGAUGGGAACCAACGCGGAUACAGGUACAGCAUUAAUACACAGACUGCUCUGAUCGCCGACCAAAUACGACAAAAUCCUGUCGGUUUGUUUGUUUGUUUGUUUUUUGUAUUCUGUCGCUUGAGCUGCUUCUUUACACGGAAAGCGGAGGAGGAGGAGAGGAGUUGGACUGGGAUAUAUUUUAUUUUGUUCAUUUUUCCACCUCACCGGGCUCCACUGAAUUACCCUCCUAUCACCAUUUGAUGAUCAGGUGUGAUGUAGGACAACGUCCGAAAUACGAUCAAGCAAAGUUUAUGAAUCGGAUCUUGACUAUAAUUGUGAUCUUAUCCGUUUUGUCGGUUGUCUUCGGCCCCCUGCAUUUUUGAGGGAACCCAGCAGGGCAGAUAGGGGGAGAUAUAGACGUAGAGGAGAACGCAUCAGAGGUGGAAAACCCAGUGCUGAAGAGGGAGAGAGAGAGGGAGAGAGAGAGAGAGGGAGAGAGAGAGAGAGAGAGAGAGAGUGAGAGAACAAGGAACAUUAAAUCAUGCUGCCUUCGCAAGAAGCCUCCAAGAUCUAUCACGACAACUACAUGCGCAACUCGCGGGCCAUCGGCGUGCUGUGGGCCAUCUUUACUAUCUGUUUCGCCAUCAUCAACGUGGUGGUGUUCAUCCAGCCUUACUGGAUAGGCGACAGCGUAAACACGCCGUACGCCGGCUACUUCGGCCUCUUCCACUACUGCAUGGGUGAGGGAAGCUCGAACCGAGAGCUCAGCUGCCGGGGCACGUUCUCCGAUUUAAGCUCCAUGCCAUCAGGCGCCUUCAAGGCCGCCUUUUUCUUCGUGCUGCUCUCCAUGGUGCUCAUCCUGAGCUGCAUCGCCUGCAUGGCGCUUUUCUUCUUCUGCAACACCGCCACCGUGUACAAGACGUGCGCCUGGAUGCAGCUGCUCUGCGCUGUGUGUCUGGUGUUUGGAUGUAUAAUUUUCCCGGCUGGCUGGGAUGCAGAGGUGGUUCAGGACUUGUGUGGUGAGGAGACAGGGAAGUACACGUUGGGGAACUGCUCAGUGCGCUGGGCCUACAUCCUGGCCAUCAUUGGCAUCCUGGAUGCACUCAUCCUCUCUUUCCUUGCCUUCGUCCUCGGGAAUCGCCAGAGCGACUUCCUUCAAGAUGAAGUCAAGGCUGACAAUAAAGACUUUGCAGUAUCAAGGCCACUGCACCUGACCUCUACACGCCGAAUGGAUGGUAUUGAAAUCCGUGACACAAAGGAUCCUCGUUUUGGAGUCCAGCGAUUCCAUUAAAGAGACGCCACCUCCACUCUUUCUUCUCUUCCUUCUUCAUCCUUGUGUCCUUCUCUCCUUGUCCUCUCAGGUCUGCGUCUCUGACCUCAAGUUAGGAAGCUGCUAGCUCAGCUCUUUGUAAUAUAGGACUGGCCUGGAGCACAUUUCAAGAAGAGAACCUAUUCUACAUACAUACACCUGUUUAAAGAGAAUUCAAAAUCAAGACAAAAAAAAAAAAAAAAAAUCAGCUUUACAAAUCCAACAACUCUGGGAAAGUGAUGAACCUUACACAGUAUUAUUAUUCUAUAUUAUUACUAUAAUUACAAUGUUACAGUGAUAAUUAUGCUUGCAACAGCGGUAUUAUGUUCAAAUUUACAUAUUUUAUCAAAAAUGGGAAAAAGCAAUUAUUUCUAGCUUUAAAAAAUACAUUCUAAUAAUGAAUUAAUGCAUAUGUAUAAGUGCUUGGGUGCUACUAGACACAAAUGAAUUAAAAAAAUCAAGCCAAAAAUCAAAUAAAAGAAAAAAAAAGGGGAGGGGGGGGGGCAACAUUUUGUACAGCACAAGAUGUAAUUUUGAAGACCGACUUUUUUUCCUGGAAGAUUUUGAACUCCCUUCUUUGUACACAUGGUCAACAACCAGAGAUUAGUAUGAGAAAAAGAAGUAGUUCAUUUGUAAAUAAUAGAUUUCUAUGGAGACAGGGUACAGACAUAACACAUUUAUUGACCCAAACUAUAUUCCCACUCCACCCUGGAGCGAACUUGUGAAAUUUCUCACCAUUUCUUCAUCUCUUGAUCAAAUGGGAACUGCCGGUUCUCAGAGUUUCUAGCUAUACACCAUGAGGAGUCUAUGUUAAUGUCUGAAAGUUAAAAAUUAUUUCGGCAUGGAACUUUCCAUUCACAAAGCUUCACUGCUUAUUUUAUCUGGUUCACCGUUCUUUAUCUUUAUUUUUUUUUAUUAUUAUUAUUUUAAUUAGCCUCUGUUAAACAGCAGGGAGGUGACGAACAAUGACCAACCAAAUGACACUUUUCGCAUUCUGGUUACAAUAAUUUCACUACUAGUUACUUAAUCUUGCUUGUUUUAAUCCUUUUACAUUUUGUUUUACUUCGUAUGUUUGUUUCAUACAUUUUGUCUUGAUGAAAAGCCCUGCAUGCUGCAUUCUACUCAGGCCCGACAAGUGGAGCACUAACAAGUUGUAUUUCACCAUUUCCCAGACCUGACGAGUUGAGCAUCACUGAGACCAUACAACUAAACAGCACAAUAGAGCUGACCAUGAUGGGUCGACAUAUGGGGUUUGUCUUUAAGGGAACACAAGCAGCCUGAAGAUAUAUCUCAGCGUUAGCUUCUAAACUCACGUUAGCUAAGAAACCUUUUGUUCUCAGCUGCAAUGAACAAACCUACGUGCUACAAUCAGCCCCAGGUAAAUGAAUCUUUUUAAUUACAGAAAGAUCCUAAACUGUGCACGAGUCUCAGUUCACGCCAUCGUGGGUUUCACUACAUCUAGAAAUAGCUUCACACGUUGGUGUCCUCAUGCCUAACGUAAGGAGGAAUAACACUUUAAUGUCAGUUUUGGGCACAGCUAUGCAGCAAUGUGAUUGA